Messenger RNA from Beta vulgaris subsp. vulgaris (sugar beet), 1602 nucleotides. Its product is annotated as GDSL esterase/lipase At1g28610. The record is from RefSeq and is a predicted model, not a curated record. The transcript has 6 exons. Gene Ontology annotation, molecular function: hydrolase activity, acting on ester bonds. Bases 230 to 1435 code for a protein of 401 amino acids. NCBI's taxonomy places the organism in Eukaryota, Viridiplantae, Streptophyta, Magnoliopsida, Caryophyllales, Amaranthaceae.
CCAUCUCUAACUCCAUUAGUGACAAUGUGACAUCAGUCCAUUACCGGUUGGUAACCCUUUCUUUGUUGGUCCCAACUCCCACCUUACUAAAAUUAACGAUUGCAAAUUUGCAUUCUACUUCUUUUCGUUUUACUUGUACCUCUACUGCUAAUUAGUUAAUUACUAUGAAGGAAAGUGCCCCAGAUUCUUCUAUCUUCAUUCUUAAAGCUUAAAAGGAUUUCCUCCAAAAAUGGCGGAUCUGAAAUCUGUUCUCCCCUUUUUCACAGUAACAGUACUACUCAUCUUCUGCUACGCAGUCACAUCAAUAUCAGCCACCUUCACGUCUGACGGUCUACACAACUUCCAGUCCUCUCAUUUUUCUAUCAUAGAUGAGAUUCAUGAUGAUGCCGAUCUCUCCAUUUCCACAAGUUCCACUAUCGAAACCAUCUAUCAAUUUGGAGAUUCUAUAUCUGAUACGGGCAAUUUUAUCCGAGAACAUCCAAACUCCAACUUUGCAAAUUUACCGUAUGGGGAAUCUUUCUUUCACCAACCAACUGGUCGUUGUUCUAAUGGACUUCUCAUCAUUGAUUAUAUCAGCAAGUUUUAUAAUCUGCCAUUCCUGGAUCCAUAUCUUAAUAAACACGGUAACUUUAGUCAUGGGGUAAAUUUUGCUGUCGCUGGAGCUACUGCACUCAACGCUUCCACUUUAGCCAUGAAACACAGUUUAUCUUGCACUACCAAUAGUUCCUUACUUGUGCAGCUUGAUUGGUUCAAAACUCAUCUUAAUUCCAUUUGCUCCGAUGCAUCAGAGUGCAAGAAAAAACUAGGAAAGGCACUUAUUAUGAUGGGUGAAAUUGGAGGAAAUGAUUAUAAUUGGGCAUUUUUCCAAGGAAAACCAAUAAAAGAGAUCUAUAAAUUGGUGCCUGAAGUUAUUCAUGUUGUAAAAUAUGUCAUCAAGGAAGUUAUUAGUCUUGGUGCCACUCGAGUAAUUGUCCCAGGAAAUUUUCCCAUUGGUUGCAUGGCCGUUUAUCUUGAAGCAUUUAAAACAAAUGACGCACGGAUGUAUGAUGAACUCCAAUGUCUGAAAAGUUUGAAUAAUUUUGCGGAAUUUCAAAAUGAUAGAAUACAAGAAGCUAUAGGAGAAAUUCAAACGGAUCAUCCAGAUGUUUCAAUUCAGUACGCAGACUACUUUUCAGCCUUGAAAGAAAUUCUCCAGCAUGCUACUUCCUUCGGGUUUGAUAAGGAUAUAAUGCAAACGCCAUGCUGUGGUUUAAGCAACCACGAGGCUCAUUUGAAUUCCGGGAUAGAGUGUGGAAGAAAAGGAACCAUUGUUUGUAAAGAUCCUUACAAACACCUGAGUUGGGAUGGCAUGCAUUUGACUCAACAUGGUUAUCAGAUUAUGGCAGAAUUGUUAAUCAAACGUAUUAAUACUUUUGGCAUCUCCAAUACGGUUUGAUUUAUUAUUAUUUUCACUAUAUGUAUCUUGUAUAUUUGGGACUAAUAAAGUUGUUCCACCCACAAUUGUUCUGUUUCAGAGUAAUUGUUUUUAUUUUGUAUCGCAUCCAUAUAGGUGCUUGUAAAUUAAUAAUGUAUGUAUGCUAUAUAGUACUAGUUGAUAUGAAA